Plasmodium gaboni is the source of this 1041-nucleotide messenger RNA. RefSeq lists its product as hypothetical. The transcript has a single exon. The record is from RefSeq and is a predicted model, not a curated record. The coding region runs from base 1 to 1041 and encodes 346 amino acids. Lineage: Eukaryota; Apicomplexa; Aconoidasida; Haemosporida; Plasmodiidae.
AUGAAUGAUAAAAAUAACAUCCAUAAUAAUAAUUAUUAUUUAAAACUGGAAAACCUGAACAACAAUUGGAGCAAUAAUAUUAAUAAUAAUAAUAAUAAUAAUAAUAUGUAUAAUACCUAUAAUAAUAAUAAUAAUAUAUAUAAUACCUAUAAUAAUAAUAAUAUGUAUAAUACCUAUAAUAAUAAUAAUGAUAUGUAUAAUACCUAUAAUAAUAAUAAUAAUAAUAUAUAUUAUAACUAUAAUAAUAAUAUGUAUAAUAACCAUAAUAAUAGAAAUAUUAAUUAUAAAGGUUAUAAAUUAAAAAAAAACUAUCAUACAUAUUCAAAUAUAAAUAUAUCAAGGAAUACAAAUUAUUAUUACCCUCCUGAGAAUAAAAAUGUGACUAAUGAGUAUUAUAAAUAUGACUUUGAUAAUGUGGAAAAAAGAGAGUGUAAUAUAAUAAAUGAUAAAUCUUAUAAAAUUGAAGACAAAACAGAUAUGAAAAAUGAUAUAUUAUAUAUUCAAAAUAAUAGCUUAUACAAUCAUCAACCUACAAUUAAUAAUAACACACAAGAAUUAUACCAUAAUAAUAAUAAUUACAAUAACGAUAUAUAUUUUUAUGAACCUUGUGAAAAAGAUGAUUAUUUGGAUUCCUCUAUAAAAGAUAUAUACUUUGAUAUUUAUAGUAAUGAUAUAAAUGAAAACAUAAAUAAUAAAACCAAUGAUAUUAUAAAUAAUAAUGAAAAAAGUAAUAAAUGUGAAGAGAAUAUAAAUAUUUCAAAUAAUACUCAUGAAUAUAAAAAUUUUGUAAAUGAUGAUAAACAAUUAUUAUUAGACCAUAUAAAAAGACUUGAAUAUCAAAAUAAUAUAUUCCUUAAUAAUAUGUUGAAUAUGUAUUAUGUAUGUAUUGAUUAUAUAAAGUUACAAGAUGAUAAAAUUAAAAAACAUGAAGAAGUUAUCAAUUCACAAAAGGAAUUUAUUUCCAAUUUAAAGAAAAGGUUAUCUUCUAAUGAUAACACAAGUGUAGCAAAUGAUUUAAAUAUUAAUCAUAUCAAUAAUUAA